AUGGUCACAGUCCGCAGCAUUUUUAUCAUCUACUUCAUGGGAGUGGUCUCUACCAAUGGGAAGUUAUCCUUGGAGGUUGACCGGCCUUGGCUGAGGGUCCAGCUUUCCCACCAGGCCAUGCUGGAGUGCUGCUACCGGGCUGACUCUGCCUCCCUUCGAACUACAUGGCUAAAACAUGGCCAGCCCGACAAUGGCACUGCCGUUCCCAUUCUGGUCCCUGUGUCUGACCGGGUGAGCGUGGGCGAGAGGAUGCACGCAGGGGUCACUUGUGGGACCCUGACCUUUAGUGAGGUGCAGUUGGCCGACUCGGGCCUGUACCAAUGCUGGUUCAACAACACUGAGGUCUUCACACCUGGUACCUAUCUGCAGGUCUACAAGCCGCUGGAGAAGACAAUAAACCUAAGCGAAAAGACAAAAGAUGGCAUCCUGGUGGCUGAAGGAAUCUUACUCUUUCUGUGUGUGCUGGUGCCUUCGGCCAUGCUCCUCUGCAAGUCAAAGAAACUCCAUGCACUGCAGCAGAACAAGGCAAAGAGGGAAGAGGAGAACAUCUAUCAGGGCCUCGAUCUGGACGACUGUGACAAGGCAGCUAGCCUCUACCAUGAUUUGGUUGCCAAUAUACAAGAGGAAAUCCAGCUGGAGAACCCAUAA
Molecule: messenger RNA, 648 nt
Organism: Nerophis lumbriciformis (worm pipefish)
Lineage: Eukaryota; Metazoa; Chordata; Actinopteri; Syngnathiformes; Syngnathidae
Source: RefSeq, a predicted model, not a curated record